UCGGGGCUGCGGGCUGGUGCCGAGAGCAGGCAGCGGCCAGUGCCGAGCUCAAAGCCGGAGCCGGGGUCGGCGCGGUGACCACCCCCAGCUGCCCGCCGGGCCCGGCCCCCUCCUCGGGCGGCUGAGCCGGGACCUUCGGGUAAAGGUGCAUCCUCUCCCUUUUGGUCCUCCCCAGCAUCCAGGCUGGGCUGAGGAGCUUGUUCCCUGCCCUUGGAGAGCAGAACAGAAAGCCACAAACAGACUAAUGUCUCAUUCCUAGGCUCAGCCUUGGGGGCUAGAAAUGAUGCCUUUCUGUGACUCCUGCUGAGCUCCAUAGCUUUCUCUGUCUUUCCCUGUAAGGGAGCACUCCUGGUCCCUGAGGACUAGGAGAGUGGGGGUCAGGGUCAUCAGGGACUGACUGGGUCAUGGCCCUGGGCCAGGAACCACUUCCAGUGCCCCCCAAGUGAGCAGCCAGCUAUGGCCACCAGUGGUGCCCGCACCUUUGUUUGGCAUGUGUUCCCGGCCAUGCCCACAUGUCGGGUGUACUGCACACCUGCCCACCAGGAUGGACACCUUUUUGUGCUGGGUGGAUGCAGCCGGGCAGGAUUGCCUUUGGGCACAGCAGAAUUGCUGGAUGUAGCUUCACACAAGUGGCUUUCCCUGCCCCCGCUGCCCACUGCUCGAGCUGGUGCAGCUGCAGUAUCCCUAGGCAAGCAGGUGUUGGUGAUUGGGGGCAUGGAUGCUGGGCAGAGCCCCCUGGCUUCUGUGGAGGCUUACCACACAGACGAAGGCCGAUGGGAGCGGCGAGCUGCCCUGACACAGCCAGCCAUGGGCAUCUCAGCCUUGGAGAGGGAUGGUGUGGUGUAUGCACUAGGUGGAAUGGGCUCAGACACAGCCCCACAAGCCCUGUUGAGGAUGUAUGAACCUUCUAGGGACCGAUGGCUCUCCCUGCCCUCCAUGCCCACACCCUGCUAUGGGGCCUCCACAUUUCUUCAGGGGAAUAAGAUCUUUGUUCUGGGGGGCCGUCAGGGGAAAUUGCCUGUAACUGCCUUUGAGGUCUUCGAUGUUGAGAUGCAGAAUUGGACUCGAUACCCAAGUGUGCCCAGCCGGCGGGCCUUUGCUAGCUGUGCCAUGGCAGAGGGCAGCUUCUUUAGCCUGGGGGGCCUGCAACAGCCUGGACCCCACAACUUCUAUUCCCGCCCACACUUUGUCAACACGGUGGAAAUGUUUGACUCUGAGCAGGGUGCCUGGACAAAGCUUCCUCGUUCUCUUCGAAUGAGGGAAAAGAGGGCAGACUUUGUAACUGGCUAUCUUGGGGGCCGAGUCGUGGCAGUGGGAGGCCUUGGGAACCAACCGUGUCCUCUGGGCUCUGUAGAAGGCUUCAGCCUGGCAAGGAGGAAGUGGGAGGCACUGCCCUCGAUGCCAACAGCUCGAUGUUCCUGUUCCAGUCUCCAGGCCGGGCAACAGCUUUUUGUCAUUGGUGGAGUGGCCCAGGGCCCCAGUGGAGCUGUGGAGGCCUUGUGCCUACGGGAUGGGGUUUGAAGACUGGCACAACCCACCUGAUCAGAUCUGCCCACCAAAGACCACGACAGUGGUUUCUGCAGAGAUUGGGUGGUAGGGGAGGGAGGAGAAUGUACUGCCACCCUUGGCUCAGCGAUGCUAUUUUCCCAUCCAUGUUUAGAACACACUUUGGCUUUCUGAGGUAGGGAGUAGCGCAGGAACACAGAGCAGCCCCUCAGCAACAGCUGAACUCGAGACAUGUAACAGCCGCCAAAGGGUUGGCCCCAGUGGUGAGAGCGGCUCACUACCGCCCUACGAGUGUGGGGUGAGUAGGGGAGGAAGGGAGGGAAGGGCAAGCUGGCUGUCCAGGGACUGAGCUCUCUUUGACAUUAAUACACAUCUUGAGCACUUGAGUGUAGGGCUCCAACUUCUCUGGGAUUGGGAGGCCAACAGUUAGUUUCCUCCACAUCCCUACACUCCCUUCGCCCUUCCCCAGUGUGGUCCCCAACCCUGUUAGGUCACAGCAGGGAGUUGCUGUGGCCCUCAGUAGCUGCACCCUCCCUGUGGGCCUAAGCAGAGCAAAAGUCAGGAACAGCCCGUGGGACCCGCAGAACUCCUCCCUAGUUUAGUGCCUACAAGGAGGUGGCCUGGCAUACCCACGCCUCCUGAAUAAAGCUGGCCUUCACUGUAAACAUAACACUGUAAACACAACACUCAGUGGAACUGUUUGUGCUGAGGGAACAAAAUGCCUGUGGCUUGGGGCGGGGGGAUGCUCUUGGGUAGGGGAGACCUUAGAUUUAUCCUGCCCAAAGAUCUCUCUUUGCUUAGUAUAUAGGGGAAGGUGGAGAGAAAUGUGACUUGAUGGAAUUGUCACCGGUUAAAAGACAUUGGUUAUAGUUCCCCAUUCCACCAGUAGUUGUUUGGUGACUUUGGGCGAGUCACUUCAGCUCCUUGUGCCUCAGCUUCCCCAUUUCUGAAAUGGGGAUCUAUAAUAACCUGCCCUACCUACCUCACAGGGCUGUUGUGAGGCUCAAAGCUGUCA
Molecule: messenger RNA, 2521 nt
Organism: Dromiciops gliroides (monito del monte)
Lineage: Eukaryota; Metazoa; Chordata; Mammalia; Microbiotheria; Microbiotheriidae
Gene: KLHDC8B
Product: kelch domain containing 8B
Exons: 6
Coding region: 457-1521 (354 amino acids)
Molecular function (GO): protein binding
Source: RefSeq, a predicted model, not a curated record